AUGGCGGCAGUUUGGCGCCUUUGGCGCCACGCGCUGCUGGCCUUGGUGGUGGCUGGGGCGAGGCUGUCGGAUUUGCUGGUGGCUACUGCACAAGGGCACAGCUCCCUGCAGCUGGCUUUGGACAGGCCCGACCUGCCGGCCGCUUGGCAGAGCGCGGUGGACGACUUCGGCUUCGGCGUGUUGGCGGUGGCCGCGUACAACGGGGACGCGAGGAGCGCGGAGCUGCUGCUGAGCCGCGGGGCCAAAGUGCCCAAGGGGCAGCUGACCAUCUUCAAAGGCCAGGCGCCGGUACAGGUGAGCUCAGUGGUGGAGUUGGUGGUGCGGCGCAGUGCAAUGCUCAUAAUGCUCGGCACAGGCUUCAACAUGCCCAGCUACUUGCAUGAGGCGCAGAAGAAGAUCUCCACCGCGAGAGCGCCGUCGGAGGCUGCGCCGGAGGUGCCGGACAUGGGGCGUGCGCUGGCGCUCUUGAUUCGCGCGGGGGCAGAAGCCUCCGAGAAGUCGCAGGAGGAGGGCUCAGACCUGGCCCGCGCGGCGUACUUCCUGGACUCGGCGGUGGUGGACGUCUUGGUCCAGACAGGAGUUCGACGUCGGGCUGCCAGCCGUGCUCUGAUCGCCGCGCUUUUGGGCAUCAGCCAGCUGAAACAUCGCCUGAACCGCGCCUUGCUGCAGCAGCCCCGGAUGGCAGGGCGACUCUUUCGAGACUUCUAUGGCUUCGACAUUGAAUCAGAAGCGGAGCUUCUCAGCCCGAGCUUUCAAAGCAUGUCCUUCCAAGACACCUUGCGCAUGGUCAACGGCAAGGCCUUGCAGGUGGUUCGCGGUCUGCUUCAGGCACGGGCAGAUCCCAGCUUUGCCCAAAGCAGGCAGAGCGGCAAGACGCCCCUCCACCACUGUGCCGAGCACGGGUUAACGGACCUAGCUGAGGAGCUGCUGGCUGCAAGAGCAAAUCUCGACAGCAAGAGCAAGGCGAUGCAGAGGACACCGCUUCAUCAAGCAGUAGUCCAUCGAUCACUUGGCGUCGUCAAGGCUUUACUCUCUGCAGGGGCGAGCGCCACAGCAGUAGAUGCAGCAGGCCGCGCUCCACCGGAGUUGGCCAACCUGCUUGGCUGGACACAGGUGCAGCUACCGAAUUUAUUCGCCUGUGAAGACGAAUGUCCAAAGCAGGGCUCCAGGCUCCUGGUGCACGAGUUGCUGCCCAAAGGAUGGCAGCUGCACUGGGAUAGCGGGAACAUGGCCGAGACGGCAUGGAACAACUGUGAGAUUCAGGUCAUGGAUGUGAAGGAUAUGACUGCGGACCUUUUCGUCAAGGACUUUCUAUCCUUGCGAAGACCUUUGCUGGUCCGCGGUGGCGCGAAGCACAUGCCCGCUUUGGAGCGCUGGAAUCUGCGCUAUUUGGUGCGGAAGGCAGGAGACACUCUGAUGUCUGCAGUGACAAUCCCAUAUCCUGAAGACUUUGGGGAUGCUGACGCCAAAGAUGCGAUAGACCUCACUUUGAAAGAGUACGUGGAGCGCGUGAUGGGAAAGGUGAACUCCUCUUCGGGCACUCCGCUGUACGUCUUCUCCGUGGUGGAGCAAGAUGACCCAAAGUUCCACAAGCUCCUGUCAUUGGUCCAAAAGGAUGUGGCUCCUCACCCUCACUGGCUACAGCAGGAGCAUGACCAACCACGGUAUCGCUUCGGGAAUAUCCAGUUCGGCCUGGGCCCUCGUGGUUCUGGAGCACCCCAGCAUUACCACACCCAUGCCUAUGCUUCCCUCUUCAGCGGGAGGAAAAGCUGGCUGUUUUAUCCGCCUCCAAAGUCUGCCCUGUCGCGGCAGCAUGCGAUACAAGCGCUGCAUGAGGACCGGCAGAGAAGAAAGCAGCUGCCGCCAGUGCAAACGACCCAUGAUGCUUUGAUGCUGAAGAGCGAGCUGCCGCUAUUCUGUGAGCAGGUCCCUGGAGAUAUCAUGUAUGUUCCAACUGACUGGGGUCAUAUGACCUUCAAUGAAGAGACGAGUGUCUCCAUCUCCCGUGAGUUCUCCUGGGAUGCAGAAGAGAGCGACAGCCAUGUCAUUAACUCUCUUCAACUCUGA
Messenger RNA from Effrenium voratum, 2067 nucleotides. NCBI's taxonomy places the organism in Eukaryota, Dinophyceae, Suessiales, Symbiodiniaceae. The record is from the annotation of a GenBank genome assembly.